AUGGACCACAAUCCCAAAUCGUUUAUAAUUUCGUUUCUCCAAAUCAAGAACGAUCAGGCGGCUAUCCAACGGCGCUACUGGCGGACCCCACGAGGGUGGGAAGGCACGUUGUCUGUAAUCGAUGCUCUUCGCGACUUUAUCUGCACUGACGAAGUCGGAAAAGCUUUCUGGGAAGAAAAGAUCCUUUCUGAGGCAACCCGGAUUGUAGUCGAUCAAAAACCGGCGAGUGGCACUUAUCCUAAAGGUGGAUACUUCAACACAAAAAACAUAAGUCAAAAUUUUUUUGACAUUGACGAACGAGAAAGGCAAGAGGAGGAACUUCUAUCAAUGAUGAGGAAGACAACGACCCGAAUAGCUUUCGACAGCUUGAAUGAAACUCAAGACCAACAAGUGAACAUAAGCGGUGAAAUUUUCGAAGAAACCCUUGUUGCACCGACCAGCCUUGAUCAUGAAAUAAGAGCAAAGAAGACCGCAGCGGCUGUAUGUUCGAUGGUCUCUUUUGUCCUGAAUCGAAGGAUCAAUGGAAUGCAACUAGCAAACUCAGUUACCUUUUUGGCCUCUGGAGUGUCGGAUCGCGUGAAUCACUAUCUGAAUUACGUUGGGCUGUCAUUGUCCCGAAGAACUGCUCAUCGUGCUCUAGAGGUACUUGGUGAAGAGGCGGUCAAACGAAUCCGACAGAAGUUCUCAAAAUCACAAGCUCUAAUAAUGCCGCCUUUUCUUUGCAUCGACAACCUGGACUUUGAGCAAAGAGUCCAUGCAAAGUCGCUUGGACACAACAGCAAGAUGUUCCAUGGUACAUGGGGGUAUGUACAUCAUGUAAACCCCACGCUCGUUGCAUCGGUUCCACCUGGUGACCUAACUCUUGAAAGCUACAAAGAAUACAUGAAAAAUGUAAGCACAAUCGAUGUGACUCCAAAAAUGUUUAUUGCUUCUGAGGCAGAGGACGAACAUUGGACAACGGUCCUGAAAUGUCAGAUUGCCAAAGUAAUCCUCCAAUACAUUGCUACACCCUCCGACAAAGACGUUCCAAUCAUCUCUAGACCACCCGAAGUCGAACAAAUUUCUCAUGACCGCCCAGAUAUUACCAUGCUCAAACUUAUGAUUGUUAAUGGAUGAGUGAAAGAGUC
Molecule: messenger RNA, 1127 nt
Organism: Puccinia graminis f. sp. tritici CRL 75-36-700-3
Lineage: Eukaryota; Fungi; Basidiomycota; Pucciniomycetes; Pucciniales; Pucciniaceae
Exons: 4
Coding region: 1-1116 (371 amino acids)
Source: RefSeq, a predicted model, not a curated record